Molecule: messenger RNA, 6073 nt
Organism: Oncorhynchus keta (chum salmon)
Lineage: Eukaryota; Metazoa; Chordata; Actinopteri; Salmoniformes; Salmonidae
Gene: per1b
Product: period circadian clock 1b
Exons: 12
Coding region: 648-4742 (1364 amino acids)
Biological process (GO): circadian regulation of gene expression; negative regulation of transcription by RNA polymerase II; entrainment of circadian clock by photoperiod
Cellular component (GO): nucleus; cytoplasm
Molecular function (GO): transcription corepressor binding; transcription cis-regulatory region binding
Source: RefSeq, a predicted model, not a curated record
CACGUGUACCUAUGCGUGUAGACUGACAUGGGCGAAGCGACUUGUGUGUGUGUGGUACGACAGAACUGAAACGAAGAAGGGGAGAGAAGUUCAGUAUCUCUAUGGUCCAUACCUUUUUGAAUUAAGACAUUACUUAUUUACAAGGACUAUUCGAGAACAGUAUCGAAACAAGAGAAAUUAAAGGUGGCCUGUAGCACAGAGAGUAACAACAACACGACACAGAGCAGGGGAGACGCCAAGGGAGAAGUAGCGACCAGUUAUUUUCUCUGUUUCCCAGUCUUUUCUUGAGCGAAAGCAGCAGCAUCUCUCGAUCAGUAAAUCUGGGAGAGUCACGUUGGUCUACUUUCUUAGCGGAAUAUUAUCUCUCCCUUCUGCGGGUGGAUCCCUCGCCCUUUAGCACUUGACCGGAGGGUUUCAGCACAAACUAAUAUUUAAAAAAAAAAAACAUUUUCAAAAUUUUCAGGAGAAACAAUGUUUUCUCUCCUUCGUGUUUUAGCAACCAAUCAACCAAUCACGAUACACAACUGCAGUCACGCUAGUCCCACCUAAUCAACUGGAAAAGAUAAUUUUUCUAGAAUUAUCUUACAUUACACUUGGUGAGAGAGCUUUAUCUCAACCAAGCCUAACCAGCCUCAUCCUAACCUAUUAUGAGUUACGACGACUCAAACUCCACCCCUGGCGAUGACACUUGGGGGCGAGUGGGAAGCACCAAUGAAGAAGAGGAGGAGGCGGGAACAGGAUUGAGCUCCCCCGGCAGCAACAACAACCAUGGCAGCCAAUCGGGAACUUCGGACUUGGCCAAUCGGGUGCGAGGAUCCUCUCCAAGUGGAUCCGGCUCCGGUGGCUCGUCUGGGGGGGACCAGAGGGGUCCUAGCUCAGAUGACGGGGAAAGGGAGUCGAGUGAGGGAGGGGGCGGGUCCAGGGGACACCAGUCCAGAAGGUCCCACUGUUCCUCCAGCCAGAAGGACUCUGGCAUGAUGCUGGAGAACACAGAGAGCAACAAGAGCUCUCAGUCCCAGAGCCCGUCUCCCCCUAGCAGCUCUCUGGCCUACAGCCUGCUGUCAGCCAGCUCAGAGCAGGACCCUCCUUCCACCUCCGGCUGCAGCAGCAACGAGCAGCACCAGACGGCCCGCGUCCAGACCCAGAAGGAGAUGCUGAAAGCCCUGAAGGAGCUCAAGGUUCGCCUGCCGGCCGAGUGCAAGGGCAAAGGUCGCUCCAGCACCCUGGACGCCCUCCAGUACGCCCUGAACUGUGUGAAGCAGGUGCGAGCCAACCAGGAGUACUACCACCAGUGGGGUGUGGAGGAGUGUCACGGCUGCAGCCUGGAUCUGUCUGUAUAUACCACAGAGGAGCUGGACAACAUCGCCUCAGAGUACACCCUCAAAAAUACAGACACCUUUUCCAUGGCGGUGUCCUUCCUGACAGGCAAAGUGGUGUACAUCUCCCCGCAGGGCUCGUCCCUGCUGCGCUGCAAGCCAGAGAGGCUCCAGGGGGCCAUCUUCUCCGAACUGCUGGCUCCCCAAGACGUCAGCACCUUCUACAGCAGCACCGCCCCCUGCCACCUGCCCGCCUGGGCCACCUGCAUGGGCUCUGUGUCCCCACUGACAGACUGCACCCAGGGGAAGUCGAUGUUCUGUCGCAUCAGUGCCGACCGGGCGCAGGGAGGCGAGAUCAAAUACUACCCCUUCCGCAUGACCCCCUAUCAGCUAACCCUGAGGGACUUGGACACGUCAGACCCCCAGCCCUGCUGCUUGCUCAUCGCUGAGCGGGUACAGUCCGGAUACGAAGCUCCCAGGAUCCCUGCUGACAAGCGGAUCUUUUCCACCAGUCACAGUCCCAGCUGUCUCUUCCAGGAAGUAGAUGAAAGGGCUGUGCCGUUGUUGGGCUACCUUCCCCAGGACCUGGUGGGAAGCCCUGUACUUCUCUACCUCCACCCAGAGGACAGACCGAUCAUGGUGGCCAUACAUAGGAAGAUCCUCCAGUCUGCAGGCCAGCCCUUUGACAGUUCUCCCAUGAGGAUGUGUGCCCGCAGUGGGGAGUACGUGACCAUCGACACUAGCUGGUCCUCCUUCAUCAACCCCUGGAGCAGGAAGGUGGCCUUCAUCGUGGGCCGCCACAAAGUCCGAACCAGCCCCUUGAACGAGGACGUGUUCACCCCUCUGCGGGGCUGUGAGGGCCGCCCCGUGGCCCCAGAGAUUGUGCAGCUGAGCGAGCAGAUCCACCGUCUCCUGGUGAAGCCUGUCCACAGUGGAGGGUCGCAGGGCUACAGCAGCCUGGCCUCAAAUGGAUCCUGCUCCCACGAGCAGCAGUACCGACGCACGGCCUCCUCCGCCUCCGACAGCAAGUCCACCAACGCCAUGGAGGCCAUGGAGGCAGCCGUGGUCGCGCUGCACAAACCGAUGACGUUCCAGCAGAUCUGUAAGGACGUGUACAUGGUCAAGACCAGCGGGCAGCAGGUCUUUAUCAACUCUCACAACCGAGCCCUGUCCCGGCGACACACUGUCACAGCGCUCCGGGCCACUGGAGAAGUGGAACCCAUCAAGAGUCUGAUCCCGGAGGUGGCGUGUCCAUCCAAACCCCUGGUGUUCAACACCCAGCAGCUGAUGAAGGAGGAGCCCCCCAGUGCCUACAGCUACCAACAGAUUAACUGUCUGGACAGCAUCAUUAGGUUCUUGGACGGCUGUAACGUUAAGAGGAAGUUUGGCUCGUCCUCUGCCACGUCCGCAUCGGACGAAGAGAAACAACAGGAAACCGCUGGGAAUGAAAAAGGUGGUCCAGCUACCUCAGUCACCCUGGUUGGGGACUCAGCGGGGGUACCCCCCCUGGCCAUGCACAGCCACAAGGCGAGGAGUGUAGCCUCAGUCACCUCUCAGUGCAGCUUCAGCAGUACCAUCGUCCACGUGGGAGACAAGAAGCCCCCCGAGUCAGACGUUGUCAUGGAAAAUGCUCCUCCCACUCCUACGCCAGCCACUCCCACCACGACCAGGUCUCCACCCACCGCCAUCAUUAACCCUCCACCGCCCAAAACAACCUCUCCAUCCAGCCGGAGAGGAGGUGGCCUGACCAAGGAGGUGCUCUCUGCUCACACGCAGCAGGAGGAGCAAGCCUUCCUCUGUCGCUUCAGUGACCUGAGCCAGCUGAGGGUGAUUUCUCCAUCCUCGGCCCUGCGUUGCCCACUCCCCAACACCAACCCCCGCCGCAGAAGAGCGUGUUCCCCUGACUACCCUGCAGCUGGAGGCAGCAGUGGUCGCCGUGGAGCCAAGAGGCUGAAGAAGCAGGAGUCCUCAGAACAGAGGGGCCCUCUGGCUUUGGGCCUGACUGGACCCCUGCGGAGCCCCAACGUCGUCCCCAUGAAUUCCCCCCCCAGCUCCACCUACACCCUCUCAGUGAUGCCCAUGGGGCCUCCCACCACAUCCUCCUGGCCCGUCUCUGUAGGAUCCCAGGCCAGCCUGCCCUCUGUGCCCUACCCCUCGGGUACGCUCCCCCUGUACCCCAUCUACCCUCCUCUCUCCCAGCCCAUACAGAACCAGAUGGUGCCUCCUAUGAUGGCCCUGGUGCUGCCCAACUACAUGUUCCCACAACUUCACCCCAACCUCCCCCAGAUGACCACAGCCAUGAACACAAUGGGAAGCCUCACGCCCCAGCCGGGAGCCGCCAUGGUUACCCCCGGCCCGCAGCAGUUCUUCAACCCCGGCGCUGGUUUCCCCUUCCCCGGUACCAACGUCAUGCCAUGCCCCAUGCCUACGAUGCCCUCGCUCAUGCAAACUGCCAUGCCUAUCCAGACCCAACGGCCAGCCUCUGGGUCCAGCACCCCUCAGUCAUGUAGUCAAGUACCAGUCGACCAGGAGGGUGCAGAGUCGCCCCUCUUCCACUCUCGCUGCUCCUCCCCGCUCAACCUGCUGCAGCUUGUGGAGGAGUCGCCUAGCAACCGGCUGGAGGUCGCCACGGCGCUGGCUGCUUCCGCGCAACAAGCCACGAUCCCCUCACAAGGGACUCGGGGGAGAUCGCCAGAUGACUCCAAGGAGAACGCCAAUGAUUCCAACCAGGAUGGUGAAUCCACCCCCAGUGACCUACUGGACCUGCUCCUGCAAGAGGACUCCCGCUCAGGCUCCGCGUCCUCUGGGUCAGGUUCUGACUCCUUGGGCACUGUGUCCAACGGCUGCAGCUCCUCAGGCAGUGGAACUAGUCGCAGUCGGAGUAGCCGCACCAGCAAGUACUUUGGCAGCAUCGACUCGUCAGAGAACGACCACUGCCGCAAGCAGCCAGCAGGUGGCAGCAGAGCAGGAGGAGACGGGGAGGAGCAAUUGAUUAAGUGUGUCCUGCAGGAUCCCAUCUGGCUCCUCAUGGCCAACACCGACCACAAGGUGAUGAUGACGUACCAGCUGCCGACCAAGGACAGGGAGACGGUGCUGCGGCAGGACCGCGAGGCCCUGAGGGCCAUGCACAAACACCAGCCCCGCUUCACUGAGGACCAGAAGAGAGAACUGAGCCAGGUCCACCCCUGGAUACGUACCGGGCGCCUGCCCCGCGCCAUCAACAUCUCGGCAUGUAUGGGGUGCAAGUCUUCCCCCUUACCAGAGAGCACCGUGGACCAGGGAGGAGAGGCUCGCAGAGAAGAGGGGCACGCGGCGCACUCUGAAACACAAGGCAACGACCAGGAAAUGACAACAGAGGAGCAGGAAGUGACCUGGCCAACGGGGGAGAAGAAAGCAAGGGCUGGUGAAACCUACAUGACCCACUGAAAGGUUGAGGAGGGAUCAAGAACACUUAAGUUAUUGUGGAUGUUUCUUCCAGUCGACAGACUCCAUGCUUAAGAGAUGCAAAAUUCCAGGCCCAAAUGUCUAAUGCUAAUCUGAGAGACUCAAGACAUUUUGUUCUCAGGUGGUUGUGGGUAAUCGAAAUGCAUUCUUUUUAUAUUAGCUGGGACUGCUGCCAUGUCAGUGUCCCCAUUGGCUGGCGGUAAAAUCAAUUGGGACUCUGGGUCCAAUCAGUCGGUCUGCUUUGUGUGUUCCAUCACCAGUGGUUGUAAGAGAGACCGUCGUCAUGACAGAAAGCCUUGAAAGCACGGGGGACACAGCACAUUGUUAAAAUCAGUGUACCGUUGGAUUGUACACACCAAUAUAUAUUUUUCCUUGUGUAUUUAUUGAACAUGUUCAUUUAAUAAGAAACACUAAAGUUAAAAGUGUGAAUGUGUUAACAAAAUGGCCACUUUAUUUCACACCAAGUCUACUCCCGUUUUGGGAUAGAAUGGUUUCUCCUGUACAGUUCUAGUUCCUGUUGGGAGGAUUCAUUUCACAGGGAGAGAGGGGGACCCCUUGGUUAUUUUUCUCUGUUGGGAGGUUUUCUCUGAUUAACCAGGGAUUGUUGUAAAUUGUUUUGUUUUCUGCAUAUAUUUUUUUCACUUAAAACAAAUGCUUGUUAUAUAAGUCAGUUAUUAAGACGACAUUUACACAGGCAGGUUUACUUAAUUUUUUAAGCAGUAUGUAUAUUUUAUAUCACUGUAAAUUCUGUUUCCGAGAAGAAAUUGAAAUGGUCUGUGUUUGGUCAAAAACAAAACAUUUAGAAAGUCAAAGUACCCUCUGAUCUCAGGGGAGAGUAGACGUGAGUGUUUCUGUGGUAACACAAUGGAAUGAGGUGUCACUCUGAACAACAACGGAGUGACAGUUGAACAUGUGGGACCGCUUCCUGAUUUGCUGGGCAUUAUGGUCCAUGAAACUUUGCUGCAGACAUCUUAUCCUAUGAAAACAGUCCAGGAUACUGAACAAGGUAAAAAAAAAAAAAACUUCCAGCUUCCAUAGCAACAAAGAGAACAGACUUUUGAUUGGAGGCAUCCAUCACAAGGAUUCAGGAAUACGGAAAACCAGAUCGGCAAUGCUCUGAUUGGUUGGUUUGAAAGGAGUUUGAACAACACAGCAGAACAUUGGUCAGCUCCUAAGAGGUUUUUAGAGAAUAUCGUUGUUCGACUGUCUCGCCUCUCUUUGGCACUGUACUAGUGAUUGUGAUAUUCAGCUUAAUUUCCUAAUUAUUAUUUUGUAUUAAAAAAAAAGUAAAUAAAUGAAAUGAUAUCCAAUGA